Trichomonas vaginalis G3 is the source of this 7605-nucleotide messenger RNA. Its product is annotated as beige/BEACH-related family. The record is from RefSeq and is a predicted model, not a curated record. The transcript has a single exon. The coding region runs from base 1 to 7605 and encodes 2534 amino acids. Gene Ontology annotation, molecular function: protein binding. Lineage: Eukaryota; Parabasalia; Trichomonadida; Trichomonadidae.
AUGUCAAAAUCAGCUAAUAUUGUUUCUUCUUUAUUACCUUUGCUGAAAAUUCUAAUUUCUUUAGUUAAAUCAAAGCCAUGCUUUGUUACAAAUCAAAUCCCAUUAAUGACAACCAUGUUUUACAAUCUUUAUUCAGCGUAUCUUAAUAAUAUUCCGCUUAUUUUAUUCCAAGAUUUCCUUGAUUGUCUUAGAGAUUUUUAUACAGCAGAAAUCAAGAAUUUUCCAUUAAAAGCAUACGAUCUGCUCCCAGAAUGCAUCCAUGCCAUUAAAAAAUCAAAUAAGAAUGGGGCAAAAAUUUCUUCCGAAAGCUUAUAUGCUGUGAUAGGGAUAUUAUGUGAGGAGCAUCCACAUACUUUCCCAAAAACUGAUGCAGAAACUAUUUUAUCCUUGAUUUCUCCUUCAAUAGCUCAAUUAGAAAUUUCUGAGCUUUCCUUAUUCUCCCACUUAUCACCAUUGUUAUCAAUGGAAUGCAUACAUGAUAUUCUCACGGCAUUAUCGAAAUCUAUUAUUCCUUAUUUAAUUACUCAGCAAACUACAUUAAAAUUCCCUUCCAAAGGUGUCGACAGAGAACAGAAACCUCCAAUAUAUUACCAUGAAGUAACAUUUCAAAUCCACGAAGCGAAAACUUUUCCAAAUGGAAUCAAUUUACGACCAAACAUUACAUUACCACCGAAAACGAACUUCGAGGAUUUAUUGUCGAAUGAAAUACAUACGAGAUUAUCACUGCUUUUAAGGGCUGCUAAACUUGAUACGAUAUUUUUUAGUUAUUUCGUAACAGAAGCAACGAAUUUCGUAAAGAAAGGACAGAAUAUCGAUCAUUUACCAUUAGUUAUUAUGUCUUUGCUAUUUUUCGCAACACAUUUCUCAGUAAUUAACCUUGAAGAACCAUUUUUCGAAUUUUUCAGCCUUACUCAAGUAUUCGAUGGAAAAUAUACGAUAUUUGAUGACAUAGAGGACUUUGGCUGCCUCGAUGCCGCAAGAAAUGCAGUAGUUGAGCUGAUAAUCAAAUCUGCAAAUUACAAUUCACCAUCGUUCAUGGCCUGCGCCCAAUAUCCAUUACUCUUUCAAGAACUUAUGCACAGAAUUAUACGCGAUCUACAGUUUAUUAAUACAGAUAACUUACUUCCCCUUAUUAAGUUCAUUAUGCCAGCUUCGUUGUACUUCCAGGACCUUGAUACUCAAUCAGAUGACUGUUGCCCGGAGAUUGAAGGCGCCAGAGCCGCUCUUUUCCUUUUAAUGUCUCAUGUUUUGGGAUACGACGGUUGCGGACAAAAACUGUUCAGUAAUAAUUACUUUUCAACAUUUUUCCUAUCGUUUAUGUUCGAAGAUGCUCCACGAGAAUAUGCUCUUACGAAUUUACGAUUAUUUAUGUCCGACAACAACAACCCGAUUCCGCCUGAAUUGCUUUCCAUACUAACGCACGUUCUGAAUGUUUGCUUUUCCAACUUCCAAUGUGAAGCAUACCUCGUAAUAAUUUAUGAUAUGUUGCAAACUCUCAACGAAGUAUUGAAGCACAAGCGUUCUUCGACUCAAUUGUUUGAGAAAUUCAGGUCGUCGUUCUUCCCAUCCAUGUCAAAGUUGACUACUUUGGCUCUUUCCCAAAAAGUUUUGCUGCAAUACAUUCAAUUCUUCGCUUUGACGUCGAGUUACAAACUUUUGAACAACGCACAAUUACAAGCUCUCGAGAACUGUAUCUGCAGAGUGUUCAAUUCCACAUUACCUCAGACAUUAUGGGUAAAAUUAAUUCAAUUAGUCGCUACAGACAUAACUCCUUCCUUAAACCCAUCAUUCUAUAUCAGACAACCAGAUGCCAUCAAACUCAUGCUCAAAAUAUCUCAAGAAACAGAUAAAUUCCUUGAAGUUCUUCAAUUCAUCAACAACUUAGUCAAAUUUUCACCGGCAAACAGAACAGCUUGUUAUGACCAUGAUGUAGAUCUCUAUAUCAUAGCCAUGAUUAAGAAAUUAAAGAAUCCACCGAUAGAAAUCGUGAAUGCUUUACUUCUUAUCUUCCAAUCCGUAGCUGUUUUGUGUUCAUCAUCAACUGUAGUACAACGAUUUGUCUCUCUUUUUGCUCCAAUCCGAGGAAAAUACAUUCCUCAGCAUAUAAACCUUUAUAUGCAGAUAUUGAACCAGAUUGUACAGACGACAAUGAAACUACCAGUCAUGUGGAUGCGAAUGACGAAGGAUAGUGCGAGUUUAGAAGUACAAGGAUUAACUGCCAAGCAUUUUGAAGACGGAUUUUCAAUUGCGUUCUGGGCUUUCAUUGAUUCUGCACAAGCUCAGUAUAAACCGAUCAUCGCACAGUUCACAGAUACCCACAAUCGUAAGUUAACUUGGUUUUUCUCUGCAACGUCACUUUUCUUUACACAACGAUCGGAAACAUAUGAAAGUACGGGUCGUGUAGAGAUGGAUGACAUACCGAAACAGCAUUGGAACUUCUUUAUUCUCACUUAUAAGACUGAUAAAGACCAAUCCGUCAUGGAAACAAUUAUAAAUUGUAAAAAAGUGGAACCAUUAGAGUUCCAACCCAUGAAAUUCCAUGAUGGACCUGUUUCUUGCACGAUUGGCGGCGUUCUGCCCGAUUCUGCUGAAACAGAUCAGUUUUCUAGAAUUGGAACUUUCGCAAUGUUUCCAGUUUUAUCAGACAACCAUGGAUCUAUACUAUAUGAAGUAGGUCCAAGGCUCAUGAAUGACACAAUGCCACUAAAACCUAUAUUUUACUGUAAGAUUUUCGAUGAUCUCAGUAGAAUUGGCGUAAUGACCAUAAAUACUGACGAAUCAAUCAAAGUAUCAUUAUCUAAGAAGAAUGUUAGAGCGACACCCAACUUUUUAGGUGCUUUAAUCAACUUAUGCAAGGUUGAAAUAUUAAUUCCACUUUUCAGUGAAUUGGAUAUGUUAACUGAAGACAAACAAAAGAUUCCUGACUUCCAAAGACAAGUUUUGGAAUGUUUCUCAAACAUUUUCGCUUCAUCUGAAAAUGCCCAAAAAUCUUUCCAUUGGGGACGAGGUUUUGCCAUCAUUUCUCACUUGUUGUUAGAGGCUGAUCGUUCUAAUAUCAGAUAUUCCCUCUAUAAACAAUUCUACGCGAUGAUGCAGUCAAUAACUUUUCCUGUUUUACAGAAUGAGAUAAUGUCCGACAUAUUAUUGAACGUAGACAUCUGGUCAAGGUGUGAUGAUGAAGGACACCUCUUAGUUCUUCGUCAUUGGGCAAGAAAUCUUUUAUUAUCUUAUAAGUCUAUCGUUGUCGAAGUUCUUCCGUUUAAGAGGAUAUUAUCAAUAUUAAGACUGUAUUACUGGUACGAACCAACUGAAAAUCCUCAAAUUUUGGGAAUUGAAAAUCGCCAAAUGAGUUUGAACAUAACUGAAGCAAGGCGACUUCUCCAGUUCAUUGCUUUGAAUGUUGCGACUAUACAUCUAACAGUAGAUGACAUCAGAUGCUUGCAAAGCCACUGCAUAACUUGUUGUGAUAAUAAUCAAGUGGCAGAUUACCUUUGGAUGCUUUGCCAGCUUGGAAUGUCCAAUCCUUCGCCAUUAGAGAACCUAAAGAACGUCAUAGAUUUGACUUCUUUCAUUUUCGCGUUAUUUACAAGAAAUGAUCCGAAAAUUUAUCGUUUCGCUAUGAAUAUUUUCGUAGUUUUCGCAAGAAGGAAACUCACACCACCCGAAAACCUUCCUCAACAGAUCUUCCAGAUCAUUCAUACGCUUCAACCAAAUAAUAUGACGCCUUGGCUCUUCGAAAAGGUCAUGGAAAUGAUCAACGAUGGGUUAUUCGAACUUGUACCUGUUGCUUUUGUCUUCGCUAGGCAAAAUGAUAACUUAGAAGUGUUAUUUAACGCUGUCAAACCAGAUCCUUCCAUCGCUUAUCACUUUUCAUGGGCUCUUUGGCCGUUAUAUGUCUCCAGAUACACUAGCAAUGAAGAAACCAUCAAAACAAUUGAGUUUGUCACCCAAUGUUCGAUGAAUUCUUUAGGAAGUGUAUUUUCAACGAUUGAUUUCAUUGAAAACGUGUUGAAUGAAGAUCUGUCGUCCAUGAAGCGCCAAUUCUUGAUAACAGUUGCCGACAUAAUUCUCAAAAACUCUUCACAAGAAAACACCAAUACAAAUAAUUCAAUGAGCUCUCAGAAUUCUUUCAAUACAAAUAAUUCUAUGAGUUCUAUCAAUGAAAAUGUUGUGAAAUUGUUUUUGAAAUUAUCAAGGUAUUACUUGUUAUUUAGAAGCAUGUGUGAGAAGAAUGAUUAUCUGGAGACACUCUACGAAGAAUCUCCAUUUUAUGAACCAAGAAUUCAGCAUCCUCCUCCAAAAAGAUCUCCAUCUGCACAACACAUCAUUACUUAUGACACAUUCAGUAACCAGAUCAAACAUAUGUCACGAACAGUGUCAAGCCAGCAAAUAAAUGACCCAGAUCUUCCUGAAUUACCUCCAUUCAUCAGAUCUACAUCAGGAAGUUUCGAAAAUCCAAAGGCGAGUGAGUUCUUGGACCAAAUAGAGAAAAUGUCACAAUAUAGAUCAUUCUCUGUUUUCGGUUUGAGAUUCGAUCCAGAAGGAAAUUGGUUGGAUCAAGAUUUGGCACAAAAAGUGACAGAAGUUUUUCUGAAAUAUCGAUAUUCUGAAUUUUUAAUGGCAGAUUUAAUCAUUUGUUCAUUUUUGUUGCAUUCCAAACCAGAUGUUGCCAUUACUCAUGCACAUAACAUUAAGAUAAAAGACGACGAAAAAGAGAAAAUCUCAAAUGUCGUUUGUUUAUUAAAUAAUCAUAUGAACAAAUGCAACCAAAAGCAGCAAACAAUGAUAACAUGUGAGAAAUGUAUAGAGAAUUCAUUUACUCACACAGCAAGAAUCAGACCAUUAUUAGAUCAAUCAAUUGUCCAAAUGAUUUGUUCUACUUCUGUUGAUUAUUGUACAUUAGUUUCUCAAAAUUCACAGAAGAUGAUAAGUGGAUCAUCGUAUAUGACUGAUGAUUUCAUUGGCGAAUCAUUAGUUAGUGUCGGAUCAGUGAUUGACGACAUCGCAUUCCAAAGACGCGAAAACGUAAGAAGAUGGAAUACUCUUUGGAGAUAUUUGAGUGUAGAAAGAGCUCCAUGGUCAUUUUUGUCUCCUGACCAAUCUCAUUUCAAGAGAGAUAAUACUGCUUGUUUGUUAUUCUGUCCAUUCAAAUUGAAGAGAAACUUGCAUUUCUAUAACAACGAAAUCAAAGUAAGAAGAGAUUCAAUGAGUGUUCCCCUUAAAUUGUUCGAAGUUUCCGGAAGAAUUAAUGAUGAAAUUGAUACUCCAAAUGAAGACAAAUCCCAAAUUUUCUUUGAAACACAAUGUGUUGUAAUUUCUCCUUCAAAUGAAAGAGAUGCACAAUUUGUGUUAACAAAGAAAUACCUCAAAUUGAAUUUCCUUGAUAAAAAGAAAUGGUAUCCGUUGAAUACUAUUAUUCAUCUGUUCUUUAGAAGAAGAUUCCACAAACCAAAUUCAAUUGAAGUAUUUUUUGACAGUGGCAAAAAUUAUUUCAUUUAUUUCCCUUACGAUAAUUCUCUUGACAUUUUACAAAAGAUGUCAGAACUGAAUUUGCCAAAUGUCAAAACACUUCAAACUAAGCCAUUCCAAGUCUUCUUCCAGAGCUCUCAAAUGACAAACAAAUGGUUGGAAAACAGAGUUUCUAAUUUCGAAUAUUUGAUGCAUCUGAAUAUAAUGAGUGGCCGAACAUUUAAUGAUUUGACACAGUAUCCAAUACUUCCAUGGGUAUUCUCUGAUUUUAUAGAUCCUUCUUUUUCAUUAGAUAAACCAGAGAAAUACAGAGAUUUGAAUAAACCUUUGGGAGUAAUGAACAAAGAAAGAUUGACAGAAAUUUUCAAGAAAAUGUCAGAACAACAUGAAGCUGGUGAAGCAAUUUCUAUGUACCAAAGUGCUCCUCUCAAUGAACCUUCUGUUUGUAAUUAUCUUCAAAGAAUUGAACCGUUUACAUCGAUGAACAACGAUAUUCAGAAAUCUUUGUUUGAUAAUUCUGACCCAAUUUUCAUGUCAAUUUCUGAAACAUAUGAACAAGUUACACAUAAUUUGAAUGAUUACAGGGAAUUGACACCUGAAUUUUUCGGAAUGCCAGAGUUCUUGUUCAAUAACCAGGCAAAGAAACCAAAUGAUGACGUGGAACUUCCGAAAUGGUCUAAAAACGCAACAGAAUUCGUUUAUUUGCACAGAAAAAUUUUGGAAUCUCCAAAAGUGACAGAAAAUUUACAUCAUUGGAUUGAUUUGAUAUGGGGUGUUCGCCAGAAAUCUAACAGUGAUGGGUUCCCUGAGAAUAUCUAUUCACAGGAAAUGUACGAAGACAUUUGGUCGACAGAGAAAUCAGAAGAAGAAACUCAGAAAAUACAAAGUGUUUUGGAAUACAACGGCCAAAUUCCUCCUCAGUUGUUCACUUCACCUCACCCACAAAGAACAUUUUCCAUUGAUCCGCAAUACACAUUUACGAGUCCUUGUGGUUUUAACAUACCUUUAUCCGGUGAAGUUCUUUUGUCAAGAAUUGAUCCGAUGACAGGACAAAAUGGUUUGUUGAUUAACGCGAAAAUCAGUGUUUUAGAUGCAAAUGGAACGAUUUUCACAGCAACGGUUGAUUUCUCACAGUACAUGAGAAUCAACGGAAACCAUCCAAAACCAAGACAUUCCCAUUCCGGUCCUACAAAGUCAUCAAGUUCCAAUUUGACAGAAAUUCCAACAGUUAAACCAAAAAGUGACAAACCAAAAACUGACAAAAAGUUAAUGCCUGUUUCCACACCAUCUAUUGGUUCAUUGCGAUCAUACGAUGUAGGAAACAUUGACAUGGAACAUGUCACAAUUACCACUAAAUCUGUCAAGAAUUUGCCACAAAUUACGACGAAGAAAACAAGUAAUAUGUGGUCGAACAUCAGACAGAGUUCAAUUGCCUGCAUUUCUCCAAUUACUGGUCGUGUCUACAUUGUUGACAUGACAACAGGAAAUGUAGACAAAAUGAACGCUCUCCAUAACGACGCCGUUUGUUUGGAUUCCGAUAGAAACUACAUAGCUGUUGCUUUGACAGAUACAGCUUUGUGUGUCUUUAGAUUGGACAAUUUAGUUCUUCCUAUUGUUGUUAUGCCAUCUUACAGAUAUUCCAUUGAGUGUUGCGCUGUUUCUGCUUCUUAUUACUUAGUAGUAAUGGGAACAAGAGAUGGUUCAUUGAUCAUUAACUCUCUCAACAAUGGAGGAACAGUUAGAUCAAUUGAUUUACACGGCUGCAGACCAAGACAUGUAAUUAUCACUCAUUCUUGGGCUUUUAUCGUUGUUUACAUGACAGAAAUGGUCGAAGGAAGUGAAGCUCACUUCAUCUCUGUUUACAAUGUGAAUGGUGAGUUUAUCAGGAAGACACAAAUUGACAGUGCAAUUGUUGCUUGGGAUACAUGGAUAUCUCCACAAGGAUUCGAUUAUAUUGUCUUCGUUGAUCACAAAGGAAGAUUGUUUUCUUUCGAAGUUUUCUUCUUGAAUAUCGAAAAACCUUUCUUCAGAUUUUGGAAGCCGGUAUCGUCUGUCAAGUUCUUAGGUGAUAUUUCUACAGUUGCUGUUGUUACAACUGAUGGAUUAAUUACUUUUAUCCCGAAUAUGAUUCAAUAA